Lodderomyces oxycetoniae is the source of this 1896-nucleotide messenger RNA. It is a transcript of the gene DAL4, whose product is annotated as allantoin permease. Bases 1 to 1896 code for a protein of 631 amino acids. NCBI's taxonomy places the organism in Eukaryota, Fungi, Ascomycota, Pichiomycetes, Serinales, Debaryomycetaceae. Gene Ontology annotation, molecular function: nucleobase transmembrane transporter activity. Gene Ontology annotation, cellular component: plasma membrane. Gene Ontology annotation, biological process: nucleobase transport; transmembrane transport. The record is from RefSeq and is a predicted model, not a curated record. The transcript has a single exon.
AUGAAGAGUGCUGAUGCGGGUGCUGAUGCGGGUGCUGAUGCGGGUGCUGAUGCUGGUGCUGAUAUUAAAGGGUAUGGGUUUGCUGAAAAAUCAAUAAUUAGCAAUGUUGAUAUUGACAGUUUUCAGGCUUCAAUAGAAGACGUUAGCUCCCAAAUGACGCUAUGGCAAAAGAUUAUCAAGUUUCUUGAAGUUCAGCCAAAAGGACAUUUAACCACGGCACAGAUGUUCUUAUAUAACCAUGAUUUGAAACCUGUCGAGAGCUCACGAAGACAAUGGUCUUGGUACAAUUAUGUCUUUUUUUGGAUCGCCGAUUCUUUUAAUAUCAAUACUUGGCAAAUCGCGGCAACUGGAAUGCAAGCUCCACUGAACAUGAACUGGUGGAUGACAUGGCUAUCAGUUUGGCUAGGCUAUUUCCUUUGUGGUAUCUUUGUUAGUAUCGGUGCCCGAGUCGGUAUACAAUACCACAUUUCUUUCCCGGUAGCAGUUCGGUCAUCUUUUGGAAUCUAUGGCUCUCUAUGGCCGAUUAUCAAUAGAGUGUUUAUGUCAUGCAUUUGGUUUGCUGUGCAAACUGCAGUUGCUGGUCCAACUUUUCAAUUGAUGCUACAUGCAAUCUUUGGUAAAGAUCUUCCAAAAAAGAUCCCAGAUACCAUAUCUGAUGCAGAUUUAACUACUUUUCAAUUUUUGGGGAUAUUCUUGUUUUGGUUGUUUCAAUUGCCAUUUAUCUGGUUCCCGCCACACAAAAUUAGACACUUGUUUACUGUAAAGGCUUAUGUUGCUCCAGUUGCCGGGUUUGGGUUUUUAAUUUGGACACUAAUUAAUUGUAAAGGGUUAGGCCCUACUUUGAAUCAAAAGUCAGGCUUACAAGGAUCAGCUUUGGCAUGGGCAUUUGUUGAAUCUUCAAUGAACGCCUUGGCAAAUUUUGCUACUUUAAUAGUGAAUUCUCCCGAUUUUUCACGUUUUGCAGAUAAGCCUUCAUUUGCAAUGAAGUAUUUGGUUUAUACAAUCUCGAUUCCAGUUUGCUUUUCAAUCACAUCGUUAAUUGGUAUAUUGGUGACAUCGGCAGCAGAGCACAAGUAUGGUGAAACUUAUUGGUCUCCUUUGGAUGUCUUGGGAAGAUUCUUGGAUAAUUACACUCCAGGUAAUCGUGCUGGUGUAUUUUUCAUUUCGGCGGCAUUUGCAUUGGCUCAAUUGGGGACCAAUAUUUCUGCAAAUUCCUUGUCAUUCGGUACUGAUUGCACAGCUAUCUUACCAAGAUUUGUAAAUAUUAGAAGGGGUGGAUACAUUUGUGCUUUUCUUGCCUUGGCUAUUUGUCCAUGGAAAUUGAUCUCGACGUCAUCUAGAUUUACCACAUACUUGUCAGCUUAUUCGGUUUUCCUUUCUUCUAUUGCUGGAGUUGUUGCUUGUGAUUAUUACUAUGUAAGAAGAGGAUAUUUGAAGCUUGCGCAAUUGUAUUCGCCAAACGUGCCAAAUAAUCCAUGUCAAAGAUCAAUGUACGCAUACAACAAGAUUGGUCUUAAUUGGAGAGCAUAUGUUGCUUAUAUCUGUGGUAUCUUGCCGAAUAUUGUUGGAUUUGUUGGUCAAACAGGUACACAUAAUGUACCCCUUGGCGCAAUCCAAGUUUAUAGGAUCAAUUUCUUUAUGGGAUUUUGUUCGGCAUUUAUCAUUUACGCUGGCCUAUGCUAUUACUUCCCCAUUGAAACUGGAAUUCCAAAAACUAAGCCAUUUGAAACAGGGUGGUAUGAACAGGAGCUGAUUGAUGUUGAACUAUUUGAAGAGGAGUUGUUGAAUCAUGAUGUUGAAGCAGUAGAGGGAGUAGAGGGAUACGAGGACGACGAAAAUGAUGUGAGCUUGGCAUUCUCAAAAUCGCCCGCUCAAAGCUUGCCAAUGAAAUAUUGA